UCAAAACUUUCCUUUUUUUUAAUUUUUAAAUUUUUCCCCCAUGGUUACAUGAUUCUUCUUGUCUCUCUCCCCUCUUCCUUCCUCCUUCCCAGAGUUGACAAGCAAUUUCACUAGGUUAUACACACAUUAUCACUCAAAUCCUAUUUCCGUAUUAUUCAUUUUUGUAAUAGAGCAGUCUUUUAAAACCCAAACUCCAAAUCCUAUCCCCAUAUAAACAAGUGAUAAAUCAUAUGUUUUCUUUGGAUUUCUACUCCCACAGUUCUUUCUCUAGAUGUGGAUAGCAUUCCUUCUCAUAAGUCCCUCAGAGUUGUCCUGGAUCAAUGCAUUGUUAUUAGUAGCAAAGUCUUUCACAUUUGAUCAUCCCGAAAUGUUUCAUUUCUGUAUAUAAUAUUCUCCUGGUUCUGCUUAUUUCACUCUGUAUCAGUUCAUGUAGGUCUUUUCAGUUCAUAUAGAAGUCAAGCAGUUUAUCAUCCCUUAUAGCACAAUAGUAUUCCAUCACCAUCAUAUACCACAAUUUGUUCAGACAUUCCCCAAUUGAUAGACACACCCUCAUUUUCCAAUUUUUGGCCACCACAAAAAGCAUAGCAAAAAAUAUUUUUGUACAAACAGAUCCUCUCAUAUUUUUUAAAAAUCUCUUUGGGAUACAAACCUAGUAGUGGUAUUGCUGGGUCAAAGGACAUGUAUUCUUUUAUAGUCCUUUGGGCAUAAUUCCAAAUUGGCUUCCAGAAUGGUUGGAUCAAUUCAAAACCCCACGAGAAAUGCAUUAGUGUCCCAAUUUUGCCACAUUUCCUCCAACAUUUAUUAUUUUCCUUUAUUGCCAUAUUCACCUAUCUGCUAGGAAUAAGGUGGUAUCUCAGAGUUGUUUUGAUUUGCAUUUCUCUAAUCAGGAGGGAUUUAGAACAUUUUUUCACAAGAUCAUUGAUUUUUUAAAAACUUUCCAUUUUUGAGUCAGGGUGACAUUGACUGAUUAGAUUAAGGGUCUGUGCUUGGUAAGCUUGAGACCCCAAAUGUCAGGUUGUUCAUGUUUGGGUGAACCACAGUUGAUCAUGGAUUGGGUUGGGAUUAAGGAUAAUUCUCAGGAUUUCUCAGGUUUGAGCUUCUGGCAACAUUUGCUCUUCUGGAAAGAAAGAACUCAACGUUUUUUUUUAAUAAACUGCCAUUGCUAAGCUUCUUGUGAUUGCAGACCCAUGCUGCAGAUACAGGAAACCAAGAGCAGGCCAUUCAUAUCAAUAGCAUGAUGUCACAGUCUGCAGUGAAAGGUGCCAUAGUGACAGUUCUCAGUUUCACAGGAAGUAUACCACUCUGAGUACCAGCAGGAUCCCCCCAAACAAUUGUGUUAUCUUCAGGGUCAGGCUCUACAGGCCUCUGACAAUGGCCAGUGCUGUACUUGAUUGAGUCACUUGCCACCAAGAAGAGUGUACAUUAUUUGCUGUGACAGUCCCACACUGCUAGCUGUUUAAUGCACAGAUUUCAGAUGCUCUCUGAGAUGGUUUUAUUCCCAGGUACUGCCUUUCCUUAUUGAGAGUUCCCACAAAUCCAGAGAAGGAUGCCAUGUUUUUAAACAGUUGGGAAGUAAAGUUUUGAAUAUUUUGAAGGACUUGAACCAAAAUCUUCUGACUAACCACCAAAAUAACCUGCCAAUUAUAUGAUUUCAGAAACAAGUUUAUUAAAUCAAAGUUGAUCUCAUCAAUACCUUCAUUUUACAGAUAAGGAAACUGAGGUACAAAAGUGUUGAUGAUGUACCUAAAGUCAUAGGUGGUGGUGGUAGGGUUUUUUUGUUUUGUUUUGUUUUGAAUUCCAUACCUUCUGCCUUGGAAUCAGUACCGUGUGUUGAUUCCAAGGCAGAAGAGCAAUAUGGGUUAGGAAACGGAGGUUAAGUGACUUGCCCAGGAUCCCAGAGUCAGGAAGUAUCUGAGAUCACAUUUGAACCCAAGACCUCUAGUCUCUAGGCCUGGUGAUCUAUACACUUAGACACCUAUCUGCCCCCCAAAGUCGCAGGUAUUAGAAAGGGGCCUAUGACCUCAUCAGGACCCCUCUUUUAAUGGAUGAGGAUUUAAUUAACUGAGGCACCUUAAGGCUGGAGAACUUCUUUCCCCUCCCUGACCUGAAAAAGCUACUCCUCUUUCACACCAGACCCGGAGACUCUCUCUAGUACCAGUGUGUUUUUCAUAUGUAAAUACUUCCCUAGGUUUCUGUCAAAGAAAGAGGCAGAGACGCCAGAGAAGGAAGAAACCAAAGGCCUAACUAAGUCUGAGUCUGUUCCCAGCUGACCGCCAGGAUACAGCCGGCGCAGGUGCGUGCUCCAAGAACGUUUCACUCUGAGAGGUUUCACCAAGGCCCUCUUUACCACGCUUCAGCCUCUUAAAUAGGAGGAAAUGAUUAGAAAACAGAACAUGAUAAGUAGCGGGUACUCCCGCGAGACACUGCGAAGAAGCCUCGUUUUGGGUUAGGAACGGGGCGGGGGAGGGAGAAAACAAAGGGCCCCGCAUCCAGCCUCUUUCUCGUUUUGUUGUUGUUGUUGUUGGGGUUUUUUUUUUUGUUUUUUUUGCCGCCGCUGCUGCUCCGCCCAACACCGCACUUGGCCUGAGACUCUUCUCCGCGAACCCCCUCCUCACCUCACGCAAGAGCGCAGGGGCGUGCACGUUCCCGGGCCUUGCGUGGGCGCGCUGCCAGUCAGGGUCUGCCUGAGAGGGACUGUACAGCUUCUGUCGUCCGUCGGUCGGUCGGUCAGUCCGUGGCUUUCGUGAGUGGGCGUGUUGGCUAGAGGGAGCCAGCGGCCCUGAACGAUCCGGCUGUGUCCGGACUGAAAGAGGCCUCUUCUGGCCCCGGGGUUCGUUCCGAGGGGGAUCGGCAUGUCGCAGAAAAAGAAGGGCCGAGGCCUUCCCCGCGCGAGCACUAGCGGCGGCGGCGGCGGCUACGACGAUAGUGGUGCGAGCGGCCCCAGCACCAGCGGCGGGGGAGACGGUCCCAGCGGGAGCCGCGAAACAAGCGGCCCUAGCACCAGUAGCGGGGGCGGUGGCCUUGGCUUCAGCCAGGCUCACGUCGAGGCCCUGGCUCAGGCCUUGGCCCAGGCCGGCCCCUCCCAGGUAGAUGACGUCAUGGAGGAGGAGGGGUGUGAGGAACCCGGGCCAUCUGCUACCCCUCCGAUGCCCUCCACUUCUUCCUCUUCCUCUACCUCCUCCCAGGCCCAGAAGAAGCCAGCCAAGCGCACUGAGGCCCAAAUCCAGCAGAAGGUGAAUGAGCUGGUGCAAUUCCUGCUGGUGAAGGACCAGAAAAAAGUGCCCAUCCGUCGGGCGGACAUGGUGAAGACCGUCCUGCAAGACUACAAGGACAUGGCCUCCGUGAUCAUUGAGCGUGCUGGCCAGACUCUGGAGGAGGUCUUCGGCCUGCAGCUCACAGAGAUUGACCGUAAGCACCAUGCCUACAUCCUCAUCAACAAGCUGGAGCGCCUGGAGGGGGAUGGUAUGAAGGCUGAUGAAGGUGUGGCCAAGAUGGGGCUCCUCAUGGUGAUCCUGAGCCUCAUCUUCAUGAAGGGCAAUUCGGCCAGGGAGUCUCUGGUCUGGGAUGUCCUCAAGAAGCUCCGGGUUGAUCCAGAGAAAAGACAUAAGACCUUUGGAGAUGUCAAGAAGCUUGUCAAGGAUGAGUUUGUUCGCCAGAAAUAUUUGGAGUAUAUUCGAGUCCCCCAUUCCGAGCCUCCUGAGUAUGAAUUCCUCUGGGGACCCAGAGCUGCCCAUGAGACAAGCAAGAUGCAAGUUCUUCGCUUUGUGGCAAAGAUUCAGAAUCGGGAGCCUUCGAGCUGGGUGUCCCAAUACAACGAGGCCCUCCAAGAUGAAUUGGCAUCGGCCUCUGCAUCUGCCUCUGCUUCUGCUUCAUCUGGCAACUAAACCAUCCAGGCCGGUUUUGGGUACCAGCAAACAUUUUCCAGACUGGUAUCAAGAAAGCAAAAAUUUCCCAAGUUUUGAUAGGACUUGUGCAUAUGAACCACGGGCUAAAAACCAUUUUACCCUCCAAGGUCCAACAUAAUUCAACAUUUUUUCCCUGUUCUUGUGUUCCUGAUCCAGGGACUUUGUGGACAGAAUUUAACUACUACUUCCUCUUUCCAGAUUGGCUAAAGACUUUCUAACUGAAACUCAUUGCUUCAAGGACUUGUCUUCCCUUAACUGUGGGUGAGCUUUCCUAUCCUUGAACCCAUCCAUGGAUAGAAUUAUUCAACUGCCUCAGACAUAUGCCAAGCCUGUGUUUCCUUUUCAGUUAAUAAAUUUCAUCAGCAUUCA
This is a messenger RNA of Monodelphis domestica (gray short-tailed opossum), 4274 nucleotides long. Its product is annotated as non-structural maintenance of chromosomes element 3 homolog. The record is from RefSeq and is a predicted model, not a curated record. Gene Ontology annotation, cellular component: nucleus. Lineage: Eukaryota; Metazoa; Chordata; Mammalia; Didelphimorphia; Didelphidae.